UGGCGAACCAUCUUGACGGAACAAGUUAAAUUGAGGGUAAACUUUGAGUUUCCGCCACUUACUGCCCGUUAAAAGGGCAGAAUAGCAGGACAGGUGCCUGACAGUCAGGGUGAACGCUGUUGUCUUUACACCGGGGUGGGUUCCCCAGUGUUUGUCUGUGCAGGUAAAGCUAGCAGUGAGUGAAUAUGAGGUUCAGCGCUGUUCUCGUGUGUGUGUUCCUGCUUUGGGUUGAGGGGUCAUUGGGGGACACACCAGCUAACUGCACCUAUGAAGACCUGCUGGGGACAUGGGUGUUCCAGGUGUCCAAAGGGGGACACGACAAGACCGUCAACUGCUCUGUUGAAGCCACAGGUGGGAGCACAGUGACUGUGACCCUGGAGAAACUGUCUGUAGCCACAGAUGAGCUGGGAACCACAGGCUUCUUCACCCUCAUCUACAACCAGGGCUUUGAGGUGGUGCUCGGUGGCUACAAAUGGUUUGCCUUUUUCAAGUACACCCAGGAAGGCUCCAAGGUGACCAGCUACUGUGACCAAACCCUGCCAGGAUGGGUCCACGAUGUGCUGGGGCGCAACUGGGCCUGUUUUGUGGGCAAGAGGGUGAAGCCUGUGCCACCCAGAGCAGAUUCUAAGCCGGUCUUCAGCAGCGGACUGCUCCCGAAGCCGUAUAAAAACAACUGGGACUUCAUUGAUUUAAUCAACACCGUUCAGAGCUCCUGGAAGGCUGUGGCGUAUCCUGAGCAUGAGAUGUACACUUUGCAAGAACUGCAUUACAGAGCAGGUGGCCCUGCCUCUCGUAUCCCUGUACGUGUUCGGCCUGCUCCUGUGGAAGCUGGUUUAGCCAAGAUGGCGGCAGCCCUCCCCGAACAUUGGGACUGGAGAAACGUUGAUGGCGUCAGCUUUGUUAGCCCUGUGAGAAAUCAAGCAUCCUGCGGCAGCUGCUACUCCUUUGCCACCAUGGGAAUGCUGGAAGCUCGAGUUCGGAUCCUCACCAACAACAGCGAUAGCCCUGUCCUCAGUCCUCAACAAGUGGUCUCCUGCUCUGAAUACUCUCAAGGUUGCGAUGGGGGCUUCCCUUACCUGAUUGGGAAAUACGUACAGGAUUUUGGCAUUGUGGAUGAGUCUUGCUUUCCGUACACUGCAAAGGACACGCCAUGUGGCGUGCCUGCAAACUGUGGCAAAAUGUACACCGCAGAGUAUGGCUAUGUAGGCGGAUUCUACGGUGGCUGCAGUGAGACGGCCAUGAUGUUGGAACUGGUCAACAACGGACCGAUGGCUGUUGCUUUGGAGGUGUACCCUGACUUCAUGGCCUAUAAAGGAGGCAUCUACCACCACACAGGCCUUGCAGACUCCAUCAAUCCCUUCGAGCUGACCAACCACGCAGUGCUGCUGGUGGGCUAUGGCCGCUGCCAUAAGACCGGACAGAAGUACUGGAUUGUCAAGAACAGCUGGGGUGCCCAAUGGGGCGAGGAAGGCUACUUCCGAAUUCGCCGGGGAAGCGACGAGUGUGCUAUUGAGAGCAUCGCAGUCGCAGCCAAACCCAUCCCCAAAAUAUAGAUGCUUUUAAGUCAAAAUCAGAACAAAUGAGUGUCUUGAUUACAUUUCUGAAUCCUUUAAAUUGAAUGAAUUUCGUUUCAAUCUUGGUUUAAAAAUAUGGAACUGCAAUUGAUCACAUGGAACGCUGCGGUCCGGCUUCCUCUCGUUGUACUAAAAAGGUUGACCCAGCACAUGCAUAAAGGCAUAAAAACUUACUGAUUGAAUUUUUAAUGGAAACAUUUCUUUGCUACUUCCUUUUAGUGUUUUAAAUAUACUGAAAAGGGUUGGAUUGUUCACCAGUUUUCAAAAUCUGAAAUGUUUACAGAAGUCUAAAAUGAUAAGAUUGGUACCUAUGAAUAAGGUAAGCUGAUGUUGAAACACUCCUGUAUAAAAAGAUGAAAAAUACAACCACUGUAUUUGAUAACUAAUUUGUAUCAUUUUUAAAAGUUUCUCCACACACUUACUUUAUAUCUUUAUUCUAAAUUUUAAUGACAUAGAUACAGCUGAUUUGCAACUUGAUGUUGAAUGUGUUUUUUUGUUUUGUUUUGUUUUUUAUCCAGUGUUCCUUCUUUUCUCCAAUUAUGUUUGCUGAUUUUUAUGCUCUUAGUAAUUAGCCACCUCCUAAAUCCAUGCUGUUACUGCCAACACAAACCAGAAUGGAUUGAUCGUGCUGUAACGGGUUGUAAAUUCUACAUUGAACAUUUAAAAGGGAAAUGAUUUAUCAGUGUGUUUUUUUUUUUUUGUCAAGUUGUCCGGUCCAGGGCUUUUUUCUCUGUCUCAGGGAAGCACUGCAGAGAAUUGAUGUCUUUAGUCCCUGCUUCCAAUUUCACAUUAUUGCUGCCAUGUUUCACGAUGGAUUGCUCCCUCUGGAGCAUUCAAAGAUAAUUUCUCUCAAUAAAGGGAUGCAUCACUUUGCAAAAAAACUAAA
Xiphophorus maculatus (southern platyfish) is the source of this 2460-nucleotide messenger RNA. RefSeq names its product cathepsin C (gene ctsc). NCBI's taxonomy places the organism in Eukaryota, Metazoa, Chordata, Actinopteri, Cyprinodontiformes, Poeciliidae. The record is from RefSeq and is a predicted model, not a curated record. Gene Ontology annotation, molecular function: cysteine-type endopeptidase activity. Gene Ontology annotation, cellular component: lysosome. Bases 186 to 1553 code for a protein of 455 amino acids. The transcript has 8 exons.